ACCAUUAUUAGCCCUUCCCUAGCUAGUCCUAUCAUCUUUCUUUCUCUCUCUUCCUCAUCUUCCGGGCUAUAUUUUCUUCUUUUCUCUGUCUUCUUUCUUUCUCUCUCUCCUUCUACUUCUUCAUAACAUAACAUCUUUUUUUCAGGGAAUUUUUGUUAUAAAUACUACAAGGGCAGAAUAAUCUUACUGUUGGAGUUUAGUAAGAUCACCAAUAGUUUCUUCUUUAAAAAAAAACAACCCAAAAGAUACAACAAUAUCUAUAUCUAUAUAUAUAUAUAUAACCUAGCUAGCUUCUUUAUUUUUCUUAUCGAGUAUAUUUUCUUCUUCGCAAGUUGGGCAUUUUUCUUUCGGUUUUUCCGAAUUUGUACUAUAUUUUUUCAUUCGGGUUCGUAUCGAAUCGACAAAAAAGAGAGAAUAGAGAGAUGACAAACUGUGUAGAUCAAGCUGUUCCUUCAUCUGAGCAACUUUGCUACAUCCCUUGCAACUUCUGCAAUAUUGUUCUUGCGGUAAGUGUGCCAUGCAACAACAUGUUUGAUAUAGUAACAGUCCGAUGUGGGCACUGCACAAAUCUAUGGUCAGUUGACAUGGCAGCUGCUUUCCGAUCUUUCGCCUCCUCAUGGCAGCACCACCAACAGCAAAACUUUCAUCAGGGGCCAAAUUGUGGUAAUACGGGAGAAUAUAAGAUUGACAAUUUGGGUUCAUCUUCAAAGUGCAACUACACUAACAAGGCAACAACCAUGCGAAUUUCCCCUCCUAUGAACAAUAAUACGUCUGAGGAAAGGAUUAUUAAUCGCCCACCUGAGAAGAGGCAACGCGUACCAUCUGCUUACAACCAGUUCAUAAAAGAAGAAAUUCAGAGGAUCAAGGCUAAUAAUCCGGAUAUUAGUCAUAGGGAAGCUUUUAGUACCGCUGCCAAAAAUUGGGCGCAUUUCCCCCAUAUUCAUUUUGGGCUCAUGCUGGAGACGAACAACCAAGCUAAGCUAGAUGAGGGCUCACAAAAGCAUCUCAUGCCAAGGACAGCUUUACUAAACAAUUGAUCGUCCAAAGAAUUCAGAUUGAAGCAUUUGUUUUCUCAUAUAAGUAAAUGAAGACUAAACUAUGUGCUCCAACAAAAGUAUUAAACUGUAUUUUACUACUUUCAAGUUGUGUUGUGUGGGUUAUUUUGGAUGUUUUUGUUACAUGAUCUUGUCAUCAAUAUGCUAAGUAUGUAAUGAAUUAUUUUUCAAUGUUAUAAUGAUGCAAAGCUCUCCAUAUGAAAGCAACGACAGGUUGCUUAGCUUCUAUAUA
Beta vulgaris subsp. vulgaris (sugar beet) is the source of this 1287-nucleotide messenger RNA. Its product is annotated as axial regulator YABBY 5. Bases 423 to 1037 code for a protein of 204 amino acids. Gene Ontology annotation, biological process: multicellular organism development; abaxial cell fate specification; cell fate commitment. The record is from RefSeq and is a predicted model, not a curated record. Gene Ontology annotation, cellular component: nucleus. The transcript is spliced from 7 exons. NCBI's taxonomy places the organism in Eukaryota, Viridiplantae, Streptophyta, Magnoliopsida, Caryophyllales, Amaranthaceae.